CACAGGCUAAGGAGAAGUCAUGGUCACAGCUUGGCCUGAAGGAAACAGCCCCUGUCAAAGACAAAAGGACAUCGGCCCUCACAGAGAGAUCUUCCCAGAAGAAUCAGCCCUCCUCUGAGAAAGAAAAGGUUAAUAAACUCAAUGAGAAAAAUUCUGAGAAGACCAAUGCCUCUUUAGUUCAGAGAAGUUUUGCCACGUCUCAUACCGAAAGACCACAAGACAAGGUAGAAGAUUUUGCUCUAAGAAGUUCCAUAGAGCCAGGAGAAAAUAAAGACACAAGAGACAUUUCAAGCACACAGAGACUGAGCAGACAAGAAAACAGUAGUGCUGGAAAUGAUAAGCAAGCCAUUGUGGAUAAAAAUGAACGUCCAGGGUUCAAAGGAGAGAAAACUGGGCUUCAUUCUAAGGAAGAGACUAGUGGAAAAGACGUUGAGAUGAAAGGAGGAUCAGCAAUUGCAAACGAAACAGUGUGGACAAGUGUCCAGAUAAAAGCAGUGUGUUGGUAAAACUCACAGGGAUCCGUUCUGGGAAAGGUGUAUCAGCAAUGUAAAAGCCAUUUCCUCAUCCCGAAUCCUGGAAAACUCAGCACUAGUGCCCACUUUCCAGAACGCUGAGGAAGCAGAACCCACUGGCAGCAGCAAGCGGAGGGUGAUGGAGGAGUGCUUCACCAAAGAGGACAACAAAAAGUGCAGAAUAGAUGUAGCGAGCCCAGGUGAAGGACACGCAUUUAGGACACAGGAAACUGGACAAGCCCAGGGGGGCUUACAAGGCAAACCCCUGGAGUCCACUGGAACUAAGAUCUCCAGACAGCAAGAUCUGGUGGCUCUACUGGAUGAUGUCCCGGCUCCUCCCGCCCCGUUUAAUCACCGUAUCGUGACAGCCAAACAAGCAGCCAUCAACAGUUUUUAUACUGUGAGCAGAACGGAAAUUUUAGGAGGGGGGCGUUUUGGCCAGGUUCACAAGUGUGAAGAGAAAGCAACAGGUCUGAAGCUGGCGGCCAAGAUCAUCAAGACCAGAAGCACGAGGGAUAAGGAUGAAGUGAAGAAUGAGAUCAACAUCAUGAACCAGCUGGAUCACGUGAACCUCAUUCAGCUCUACGAUGCCUUUGAGUCAAAGAAUGACAUCGUCCUGGUCAUGGAGUAUGUGGAUGGAGGGGAGCUGUUUGAUCGCAUCAUCGAUGACAACUACAAUCUGACCGAGUUUGAUUCCAUCCUGUUCAUCAAGCAGAUAUGUGAGGGCAUAAGACACAUGCAUCAGAUGUACAUUCUCCACUUGGAUCUGAAGCCUGAGAAUAUCCUGUGUGUGAAUCGGGAUGCUAAACAAAUAAAAAUUAUUGAUUUUGGAUUGGCCAGAAGGUACAAACCCAGAGAGAAGCUGAAGGUGAACUUUGGAACUCCGGAAUUUCUUGCCCCUGAAGUUGUGAACUAUGAUUUUGUUUCCUUUCCCACUGACAUGUGGAGUGUGGGUGUCAUUGCCUAUAUGCUACUGAGUGGUUUGUCUCCCUUCCUGGGGGACAAUGAUGCUGAGACCCUGAGCAACAUCCUGGCCUGCAGGUGGGACUUAGAGGAUGAAGAAUUUCAGGACAUCUCAGAGGAGGCCAGGGAGUUUAUCUCCAAGCUUCUGAUUAAGGAGAAGAGCUGGAGAAUAAGUGCAAGUGAAGCUCUCAAACACCCUUGGCUGUCAGAUCACAAGCUCCACUCCAGACUCAUCACACAGAAGAAGAAUUGUUGCUCUAAUGAGAAGAACCUUGUGACCAAAUAGCCCAUGGAAGGCACCCAUUUGAAAGGAAAACUGCUGUGGUUGCUGCUGUGUUGGGAAGAUUUUUGGGAAAAUCAGCAGUUCUGAUGCCUUGACCCCAAUGAUGACGGGUGGCUAUGGGGGCUGGGGGGGUGACGCUGCACUUGAACUUGGAGCACCCAGUUCAGGGGGUGCCUACUGCUGUGGUUCUGGGGGUGUAGACAAGCCCCAUGCCCCUUUCCUCACAUCCCCACAUCCCACGGUAGGACACAAUUGGGAAGAUGUUUCCUUGACAUCUUGAGUUUUCAAUGUUUAUUUUUUAAUUUUAGUUGCUGGGAUAAGGGGUACAUGAUUUCUGCUCUUUCUCCGCUUACUAGAACAAUCAGACUGGAGAUUUACUGGAGACGUUUAAACCUGGAGGAUACCUUGAGAGGGAGAAAACUGCUUCCAGUCCUUAAGCUAUCUAUGCCUUUCAAAGGGGUGAUCAUAUCACCAGAAGAAAAUUAUGUCUUUUGCACCUUUGAACACUUGGUUUCUCAGAUAUAUAUGAAUAAGGCAGGAUCCACAAUGUAUAUAUAUAUUUGAUUUGGUCUGAAAUCAGGUGACUCCAAAUGAUAAAUAAUUUGCUUUCUGGAACUUGAGCUGUCUCUGAAUCCUAAGGCAAGAGGCAUCAGACAUCAUGUCUUCCAUUGGUUCUGAACUUUUCUCCCAGUUCAUUGGUUUCUUCCAAAUAGCAAUUCUACUUUCAAAUGAAUGGCAUGCAUUUCACAAGGCACUCUCUGCUCUCUUCUGACUGAGCAUUCAUGAGAUGAAAGGCACUAGUUUUCACCACUGGAGCAAGAGGUGUUUGCUUACGGCUAGUGUUUAGAAUUUAGAGUAAUGGUAACAGUCCCAAGAGCUUUCCUCACGCUGCUGUUGUCAACGAGAGAUGGGCCAUGAGGAUCCCAAUUCCUAGGGACGGCACUUUGCUUCCAGUGUUGAAACUACUUUGACAAUAAUGCUCAAGUUUCUGGUUAAAUUCCAACAUUUCUGAAGCCCAGUGAUCUCACCCACGCAGAGUCUCACAUGGCUCAGCGGUUGUGAAAAAAGAACACUCAGAAGUCAGAGGUGAGGCAAACACUCCUGCUCACUCUUUGGAUAUGAGAAUGAUUCCAGUUGGAAGCUUCUUGUUCCUGAGCUCAUGUGCCAUCUCAUUACGGAUUUUUAAUAACGGAAGUGAGCCCUACCAUAUAUAGCACAGAAAGGCGAGGGCCUCUCGAUGGUGAAACGUGUGUGUCAUUUCUUGAUGAAGAAGAGGCCGUGCAGAGCCACACAGAACUCCUAUCACACAUCCAGCCUCAUGCUUGCCAUUCAGCUUCUUAAGCUGUCCUCCUAGUUCCCAUUUCCAAAGAAUUCCUGUGUUGAGAUCAGCUAUAAGAAUGUGUUUUUAGCUGUAAAUGGUUCUAGACUCCAAUAGACACCAUACACCUUAGCAAUGGCUGUAUUAGUGAGGUCAGUUUUACCUGGCAUUGGCUUUUCUACAUCAUUGCUCGUAUCCACCUAGUGGAUCCUUCUAGCAUGCCCGUGAAUAACUGCAUGUGUAAUGUUCUUAUUCUCAUGUGCAAGGUAAAGGGGAGGUAGAGACAGAAGAAAAUGUGUAAUUUAGUGAAGACCACAUGCCAAUUUAGUGGUCUUGCUAGCUAUAAAACUGACUCCUUUCUAGCUUUGCUCUUGCAUUAUGAUGCAUUUCUUUUUUCCUUUGGCCUAUGCAUUUAUUCAAGGUUGGUUUUCUUCUGCUCCUGUUAUGUGACUAUGCUUAAAAUAUUUAAUUUGGUUUCCUUAAAAAAAAAAAUACAAAAAAACAAAACAAAAAAAAACUCAACACAACACAACAAAGCCCUGCGACUGAAGUGUUAUAUUACUGGGCUAUCUUUAGCUGAUGGUAUUCAUCGAGUCUGGAAAAAUACAAGCCAGUGCGUGCAUUAAUAUGCAGACCACAGAGAGCUGGCAUCUUCUCAAAUGCUAAAUAAGAUGCAAGGGUCUGAUUUGAAACCCCUCAUGGAAGGGCGUUUUCUGUCCUGGAGGGUGGAAUCUACCAGAUAGAGCAGGAGGUCUUUUGCAUCCAGGUCCCAUUCUGACUCACCUUGGCAGAGAAACUUUCACCAGACCCCAAAACAUGGGAGAGGCAGCGUAAGCCAACGGAAGGAAUGAUUUCUUUAUCAAAUGAAUCCACUAAGGACCCUGCAGUCAGUGGGUGUAAUUU
Molecule: messenger RNA, 3979 nt
Organism: Mustela erminea (ermine)
Lineage: Eukaryota; Metazoa; Chordata; Mammalia; Carnivora; Mustelidae
Gene: MYLK4
Product: myosin light chain kinase family member 4
Exons: 13
Coding region: 652-1761 (369 amino acids)
Biological process (GO): positive regulation of apoptotic process; protein phosphorylation; intracellular signal transduction
Cellular component (GO): nucleus; cytoplasm
Molecular function (GO): ATP binding; protein serine/threonine kinase activity
Source: RefSeq, a predicted model, not a curated record